UCACUGCAGAGUGAAGCAGUCGGCUUCACUGAUGGUUGACUGGAUGUUGUGGAUCCAUGCUGACAAUUUGGAUAUUUAGAUAUGCAUUUACCGCCUGAUUGAUUGACUGAAUGGUUUAUUGAUUAGGCUACUUUUUUUAGUGCUGAUCAAAUACUGUGGAGCGGCUGAAUCCUGACUGGUUCUUACAGAGAAAUAGCAGCUGGACAAACUCUGUUAGACUGGCACGAUGUUGACGAUCUUUGUGUACCUGCUGCUGUUGUUCCUCUCCUCUCCUCCCGUCUCCUCCUCUCCUCUGGCCAAGGAUCAAUCAGUGUGUGCCAGAACUUUCUGCGGCGCAGGACGAGAGUGUGUAUCGACUGACAGAGGAGAACCAGUCUGUCGCUGUUUACAGCAGUGUGACGUGACGGCGCACUGGGUGUGCGGCAGUAACAGCAGAUCCUACAGGAAUCACUGUGAGCUGCACAGAGACGCCUGCAUCACCCAGACCAAGAUACACCUGGAGCACAGAGGACACUGUCUGGAGAAACCAGCAGAGAUGGAUGUGAGCCCCAUCGUCUGUUUCCUGUCCGAUCGUGAUUGGCUGAGAGAGAGAGUGAUCCAGUGGAUUCAGGAGGAGAUAGAAUCUGACAACAUGACCUCAAAUGACUCAGCCAAUCACCUCCUGCAAACGUACUUCAAGACGUAUGAUAAUGGGGAUUCAGAGCUCGAUUCUAAAGAGUUCCUGAGCUUCCUGAAACACAAUGAGACGGCCCUAAACCUCACGUACUCUAAUACUCUGGAGGCUAACAUGCUACUGAGUCUGUCUCUAAGGUCUCUGUGUGUUGAUGCUUUGAUUGAGCUGUCGGAUGAAAACGCAGACUGGAAGUUGAGCUUAACGGAGUUCAUCAACUGUCUGACACCCACCUACCAUCCGUAUGAGAGAAAGUGUGCUCUGGAGGAUGAAGUGUUCGAGGACGGAGCUGAAACUCGGAUGGAGUGCAACAAGUGUGUGUGUGCUUGUGGAAACUGGGUCUGCACCGCUCUGACCUGCAGUGGAGAGCAUCAGGUAGAGCAGGAUGUUAAGGAAGGAGCAGAAGAAGAAGAAAUGACAGAAGAGGAGUGGAGCAGGAGAGUGGCUGAACUCAACGCUCUACAGGCGGACAGUCAACACUGACAUGCUGCGAUGGGAAAAUUUAGUUUUUGGGGGAAAAGGGA
Molecule: messenger RNA, 1194 nt
Organism: Sander lucioperca (pikeperch)
Lineage: Eukaryota; Metazoa; Chordata; Actinopteri; Perciformes; Percidae
Product: follistatin-related protein 1-like
Exons: 10
Coding region: 227-1153 (308 amino acids)
Biological process (GO): regulation of BMP signaling pathway; multicellular organism development; cell differentiation
Molecular function (GO): protein binding
Source: RefSeq, a predicted model, not a curated record